Molecule: messenger RNA, 2508 nt
Organism: Annulohypoxylon truncatum
Lineage: Eukaryota; Fungi; Ascomycota; Sordariomycetes; Xylariales; Hypoxylaceae
Product: subtilisin-like protein
Exons: 2
Coding region: 1-2508 (835 amino acids)
Biological process (GO): proteolysis
Cellular component (GO): membrane; cell wall
Molecular function (GO): serine-type endopeptidase activity
Source: RefSeq, a predicted model, not a curated record
AUGGACUUCAAGUUCCAGCUCUUUAAGGGCGCAUCCUUCCACCUAAAGGGAAACGCUACGGAUCCCGAAGUCGCUGCCGGCAAGAUCGCGGGGCAGUCGCGGGUGAAGACGGUCUGGCCGGUGCGAAAGAUCUCUUUUCCCAAACCCGACGCGCAGUUUGUCGGGAACAACGUCUCGGAACUCCUCAGGCACGUCAAACGUCAGGAUGACAGCAACGAGAACGGCUUCACCCCGCAUAUCAUGACCCAGGUCGACAAGUUACAUGCGGAAGGCUACACAGGCAAGGGCCUACGGAUCGGCCUCGUCGAUACGGGCGUCGACUACAAACAUCCGGCGCUCGGUGGCUGCUUCGGAAAAGGGUGCUUGGUCGAAUACGGCUACGACUUCAACGGUGAUAACGAUACGUCUCCUGUUCCUAUCCCGGACCCCGAUCCCUACGAUGAUUGUGUCGGGCACGGCACGCACGUCGCCGGAAUCAUCGCCGCUCAGAUGAACGAGUACAACUUCACCGGCGCCGCGCCUGGAGUGACGUUAGGCAUGUAUAAGGCAACCGGCUGCGGCGGGCAGACGACCAACGAAAUAUUGAUAGCGGGAUUCAACGCCGCGUUUGAGGACGGGAGCGACAUCAUCUCCUGCUCUGCGGGCGACGACUCCGGCUGGUCUUCGGAUCCUUGGGCUAUCAUCGCUUCGAGGAUUGCCGCGGCCGGCGUCCCGGUCGUGGUAGCGCCUGGAAACUCGGGCAACUUAGGCCUGUGGUACCCGUCUACCCCCGCAUCGGGCGUUAAUGUGACUGCCGUUGGUUCUGUCGAGAAUACAGUCCUCCCGACCCUCCUAAAGGCGGCUACCUUUGGCCCGGGCAAUGGAACUGGAGCAGAGCGCUUCGGUAUCAGGUAUGGCACUCCUACGUAUCAGGUGAACGUUACCCUGCCGCUCUGGUCUGUGAGCAACAACGCGACCUCGGAAACGGACGCCUGCGGCGCGCUCCCCGAUAGCACGCCGGACCUUGCCAACAAGGUCGUCCUACUUCGCAUGCCGACUUCGGGUUCUACCUGUACUCAAGCAAUUCAGGCCGGAAACGUUGCUGCUAAAGGAGGCCAGUACCUUCUGUGGUAUAGCCAAUCUAAUGGAAGUAUCCCGGUCGCUUAUGUCGCAAACGAGUCUAUCAAAGCUGUUGCCACGACGUCUUCCGAGCAGGGCGCUAAGUUUAUCUCACUGUUGAACAAGGGAGAUACCAUCACCGUGAACAUUGACGACUCCACUUCCGCGGGCCAGCUCGUUCAUAACUUGGAUAAUUCGGCCAUUGGCGGAUACAUGAGCUUCACAAGCAGCUGGGGUCCCACCCAAGAAAUAGACGUCAAGCCCCAGUUUUCUACGCCGGGUGGUGAUAUCCUGUCGACCUAUCCGUUGGCCCUGGGCGGAUACGCCAUCCUCUCGGGUACCUCGAUGUCUACGCCUCUGCUGGCGGCUAUCUUCGCCCUCGUCGCGGAGGUCCGCGGAACUCUCGAUCCUCAAGUCCUUCGUAGCUUGGUUUCUGCCACGGCGAAGCCAUUGGUCUGGUUUGACGGACAAGUUGCGCACGACGAUAUCCUCGCGCCCGUCCCGCAACAAGGUGCGGGAAUCGCCCAGGUUUGGGACGCCGCGCACACGUCCACGAUCCUCAGCGAGAGCAGCUUCUCGUUCAAUGAUAGCGAUCACUUCGUUGGCGAGCGAAGCUUCUCGAUCCAGAACACCGCUCAAGAGGACGUGACUUACGUUCUCGGCCAUACUAAAGCUCUGACGAUGUACACGUUCGCCGACUCCGGAGGCCCCGUCCUCGACACGACGUACUUCCCGAACCCAACCGCGGAUGGGUGGGCCGAACUGGCCUUCGUCUCGGACCAAGUAACAGUACCGGCUGGCGGAAGCUCUAAGGUGACGUUCACGCUUACGCCUCCGCAAAAUCUGAACGCGACCUUGCUGCCCAUCUAUAACGGUUAUGUAACCCUCAACAGCACGAAGGGAGAGUCGCUCGUGUUGCCGUACUUGGGUGUGCUUGGCAGUCUGUACAAUACGCCCGUGGUCCAGGCUGGCUACGACGGUGGUGUCUACCUGACCAACACGGACGGACACUUCAAUAUUCCUGUCGCGGCCAACACCACGUUCACGCUGAAUCGUCCUGGUAGUAAUUCCAGUGCGAGCGGUGUCGUAUAUCCCAAGCUCAGUAUAUCGCCGACGUUAAAUGCGCCUCAGCUCCGCGCCGAUGUCGUCGCCUUGACGGACACGGGUUUGCCGACGACCGAGUGGAAAGGAUACGACAUUAUUGGCUCCCUGUCAGGAUUCCCUAUCACGCUAGUUCCGCGAAACGGAGCCAGCAGUUAUUUCAACGGCAUGCUAGACGAUCGCACCGUUAUCCCUGAAGGUACCUAUAAAUUCGUCACGAGUGGUGUCAGGGUGUUUGGCGAUGCUUCCAAGGAGGAAGAUUGGGAUAUCGUCGAGUCGGUACCUUUCGUGCUCAAGUACUUGUCAUAA